This is a messenger RNA of Thunnus maccoyii (southern bluefin tuna), 627 nucleotides long. Its product is annotated as myosin light chain 4-like. Bases 1 to 627 code for a protein of 208 amino acids. Gene Ontology annotation, cellular component: myosin II complex. The transcript has a single exon. Gene Ontology annotation, molecular function: calcium ion binding. Lineage: Eukaryota; Metazoa; Chordata; Actinopteri; Scombriformes; Scombridae. The record is from RefSeq and is a predicted model, not a curated record.
AUGGCACCAAAGAAGAUUGAACCAAAGAAACCUGAGCCCAAAAAGCCAGAGCCUAAGAAAGAUGCAGCUCCAGCUGCUAAGCCAGCACCAGCUGCUAAGCCAGCUCCACCUCCAGAGUCACUGCCUGAGCGUCCCAAGGAACCUGAGUUUGACCCCAAAAGCAUCUCUCUUGAGUACUCUGCUGACCAGAUUGAGGAGUUCAAGGAGGCCUUCACCUUAUUCGACCGCACACCGAAAGGAGAAAUGAAGAUCACAUAUGCCCAGUGUGGAGAUGUGAUGAGAGCUCUGGGCCAGAACCCUACCAAUGCAGAUGUGCUGAAAGUGCUUGGAAAACCACGGCCAGAGGACAUGGGCACUAAAAUGGUAGACUUUGAGACCUUCUUGCCAAUGCUGCAACAUAUCUCCCGUGCAAAAGAUCAAGGCAACUUUGAGGAUUUUGUGGAGGGUCUCAGGGUUUUUGACAAGGAAGGCAAUGGCACCAUCAUGGGAGCAGAGCUGCGUCAUGUGCUGGCAACACUGGGAGAGAGGAUGACAGAGGAUGAAGUGGACAGACUGAUGGCUGGACAGGAGGAUGCCAAUGGGUGUAUCAACUAUGCCUCCUUUGUAAAGCAUAUUCUCUCUGGAUGA